This is a messenger RNA of Ciona intestinalis (vase tunicate), 2996 nucleotides long. Its product is annotated as fucose-1-phosphate guanylyltransferase. The record is from RefSeq and is a predicted model, not a curated record. NCBI's taxonomy places the organism in Eukaryota, Metazoa, Chordata, Ascidiacea, Phlebobranchia, Cionidae. Gene Ontology annotation, molecular function: transferase activity, transferring phosphorus-containing groups.
AAGAGCGGUUAACAUAGAUAUCAUGAUGAAGCAGCUAAUGGACAUCAAGCAUUGCGGUGAAGGGUCACCAUUCGGUAUAGCAGCAACUGUUUGUGAAAGCUUAUAUGAAUACGAACUUGUUCCACCUUUGGCCAGAAAAAUGAACGCAGAAACCAGAAAACGUUUUCGUGACUUUGACCAAUUAAGAGGGAAAAAUGCAGAAGCUGGCAUGUUUUGGGAUGUGGUGGUUAUUACUGCGGCAGAUUCAAAACAAAAAGAGGUUUAUGAGAUUCAAAUAUCUUCAAAGCUUAAAGUGAAUGAACUACCUACAUCAGCUGACUACCUGGUGGUUGCUGACCCACCUGGAUAUAAGAUAGGAAAUGGUGGCUCUACCAUGGUGGUGUUGGAAUUUCUGCAUAAAAAAUAUGGUCAAGCGUUUUCUGGGAAAAAGUGUAUCAUUAUCCACGCAGGGGGAUAUAGUCAAAGGUUGCUAAUUGCCAGUGCAUUAGGCAAAGUUUUUACAUCCGUUCCAUUAAAUGAACCACUCUACCAAACGUUGGAGUUAAAGUUGGCAUCUUAUAUUGAUUUUCCAAAGAAAAUUAAGACUGGUGGAGUAUUUGUGUGUUGCUCAGAUACUUUUGAAACUUACACUGACUGUAACAAGCAUUGGGAUUUUGCUGCGUCAGGCAUGACAGGACUUGCCCAUCCUUCCAGCAUAACCAUUGGAACAACACAUGGUGUAUAUUUACUUGACCACGAUGCACCGGUGACCAGCCUCAUUCGAAGCUGCAAGAAAUUCCUUCACAAACCAUCUGCCGAGCGCAUGCGUGCCACACCUGGCUGUGUUCUAACCACUGCUUCUUCUGAGAUAGUUCUAACAGACAGUGCUUUCUUUAUGGCUCCCGAUGUUUGCAAUAAGUUGAGACUAUUCUACAAUUCACACAAACCAUUGACAUGUGAGAUUGAUGCUUAUGGUGAUUUUAUGCAGGCACUUGGUUCAGAGUCAGACAACCAGUAUAUUACCAAUUCUGCAAACGUUGUGUGCGAGACAGACUCCUUGGUAGCACUGAGACAGAAAGUGUACGAACUUUUGAGCAACACCUCAUUACAGGUGGUUUGUCUAGCGUGUGUCCAUUCAGACAAGAAUACUGAGAAUGUGACAUCUCAUUUUUACCACUUCGGAACAACUGUAGAAUACAUGGAAACUCUUACAAAAGAUACAACCUUUCUUAAUCUGGUAGGCUCAGAUGGCUUGGCUUAUUCAGCUGGUGUCCCUUAUUCAUCUGUACCUGAUCUGAGCACCCCGAUGCUUGAAAGUGACACGCCACAAGACACAACACCAAAUGUACAUGGUUUAAUGGGCACCAUACAACAAAAAGUGAAGCGGUGUAUGUAUUCAAUUGCUGCAACAGUAAUGUAUAGCACUGUCACCAUUGGUGAUGGAACUGUGAUUGAAUAUUGCAAGCUGAAAGAAAACGUUUCUAUUGGUUCAAAUUGUGUCCUAAGUAACUGCAUGCUCAAACCAAACACUAAGUUGCCGUAUGGAAUGUUACUUCAUACACUUGCUAUAAGCACAGCUGAUAAAGAAGGUUCAUGUGGCAGAGUUCAAUAUGUCACAGUUGUGUUCUCUGUUUACGAUAACAUGAAAAGCUUUGUUGCUGUUUCUGAUGCAGCUAAUUUGACGUACUUGAAGAAACCAUUAAAACAUUGGUUUCAAAACCCAGAGUUAGCUUUUUCUGGAGUUAAGGCAAGUAAAGCUAGUCUAUGGUAUGCAAAGCUGUUUCCGGUGUGCAAUACUAUUGAAGAAUCCUCUCAAAAGUCCAUCAAUAUGAUCAUGCAGUUAAAAAGGAACUCUAAGAUUGGAGUAAAGACCUCUCUGUCGGAGGGACUUCUUUCAAUGGAUGAUGCAUUAAAAGUGAAAAAUGUAACUGCCAUGUUGUCCUUUCGACUGCAGUUACUAAAAGAAAUCCAGCAUACCCGAUCUAAUAACAGCAUCGCUUCAUCAUUUCAAGGUUGGACAAAUACUUACCCUACUAUGCUGCAGAACCGCACCCCACUAAUGUAAAACACAUUGGGGUAAUUUGCCAACUUCAGCACCAAUUCCAGUCUUUAGGUCUGAUGCUGCCUGGGACAAAAUAACAUAUAUUUAUAUGUUUAAAAAUUACGGCGAAGAUCAUAACAUUUAAAAAUGGAAGAGCAGGGAAUCAACAGCAAAUUGUUAAGACACGAUAUGGGAAAAUAGAUUGUAAAUACCAUGUAUACAAAAUGUUCCGAGUGCAAAUGUUCACUGUAACAUAAACUUAUGUUAUUGUGCAAUAUUAACCAAUCAGAAACACGUGUUCCGUAAUCAGAAACACGUUUUGAUCUUCAUACAAGAGUGAAACACUCUUUAAGUAAAGUAAUUAUUGUUACUUGUUAUUAAUAUUAUAUUAUACACUUCUUUUAUAGAUGUAACAGUUUAAUUAUGAUUUAUAAAAGGUAUACAACAUUUAUAAUCACCUGAAUAUGUGUUAGAAUACUGUGGGACAGCAUAGAAUACGUUACCACCUAUUUCCCAUUUCCUUGAGUAUUAACAAUUAUCAAUGCUCUUAAAGUCCCAGGGUUCUAUAGUUUUUUAAAUAUUCCUUGUUUAAUGCAAAAUGUAGUAAAAACAAUUAAUGUUUCAUCUUACCCCAAACUAUUUUAUGUUAUUUUCACAAUUGCAAGUAGUCUGGGGUAAAAUGGGAGAUUUUUUUGAUUCUUGUUUUCUUCCAUUUGGUAGUAACCAAAAAUAUAUACAGAAUUGUAGAAGGAUGGGAGAAGAUGGGACACCGUGGCACAUAAUAUCCCUAAAAAUGUUCUUUGUUUACAAAACAGAAUGAAAGUGUCUCAUCUCCCCUCACCCUACUAUACUAUAAAAAAACUUUGGUAAUUGAACUUUGUUAAUUGUUAAAACACUAUCUAGAAAUGUAAUUUAGUUAGCUAACAAUAUUCCAUCUUUCAGCAAAGUACUAUAUCAAAAAGUAUGUUUAUAUUCG